UUUUACUCUGGCCGUUUGAGCAAAUGCCGGCACAUGAAGAUUUCAAAGCUUUUCCUGCUGGGAAGAUUGUUGGAGGACGAUGGAGAGUUAUUGGCAAGCUGGGUGAGGGUGGUAUGGGGGCUGUAUAUAAGGUGGAAGACAAAAAUCGCAAAAACUUUUUCGCCGCGAUGAAGGUGGAAGAUGAUUCGUAUGAAGGCGGUGUACUAAAACUAGAAGUGUUCAUCCUCAAAAAGCUGCAGAAGAUGAAGGAUACUGUAAAAUUGUAUGAUUCUGGAAAACGGGACAAAUAUUGUUUUAUGGUCAUGACUCUUUGUGGCAAAGAUUUGAUGACUCUUAAGAGAAUAUCAGCCAGGCCGUUUUCGGAGUCAACUACACUUCGAUUAGCGAUCAGCACUCUGUAUGCCAUAAAGCAGGUGCACGAAAUUGGCUACGUUCAUCGUGACAUCAAGCCAGGAAAUUGCAUGAUUGGCAAGUACGGAAGGGACACUAGAAUGAUAUACUUGAUUGAUUUUGGUAUGGCUCGAUCAUUUGUCGCUAAAGAUCAGUCUACUGGACAAUUAGCUAUACGUAAACCCAGAGAAGGCGAACAGUUGUUCCGCGGUACACCUAGAUACUGCAGCUUAAAUACUCAUCUUAGAAAAGAACAGGGACGGGUUGACGACCUGUGGUCAUGGCUUUACAUGCUUGUUGAACUUCAUGUCGGUUUGCCUUGGAAUCGUCUUGUAGACGAAAAGGAAAUCUUCGCAAGAAAGUCGCGAUGCACGCCGAAACAAUUAUUUCGGUCAUGUCCUGAGGAGUUCUUUAAGAUUUAUGAUUAUUUGCGAACGCUGAGAUAUCAAGACAGACCAGACUAUUACGGACUAUUUAGUGAGUGUGCAGCGGGUUUGAAGCGAGUCUAUGGAUCGUUCCUGGACCGCUACGAAUGGGAAAUUGGAAAACUACAAGACGAAGUUAACACUGCUCUUUCAAUAUCUGAAGAGGACCGUAAACCUCAUAAGGCUCUUGGCCGGACAAAACUUGCGCAUAAAACAUAUCCAUUUGCAACUAAAGCAGCUUUUGAAAAGAAUAUACUUAUGCUGUAA
Molecule: messenger RNA, 1082 nt
Organism: Cylicocyclus nassatus
Lineage: Eukaryota; Metazoa; Nematoda; Chromadorea; Rhabditida; Strongylidae
Source: the annotation of a GenBank genome assembly